This is a messenger RNA of Gongylonema pulchrum, 426 nucleotides long. Lineage: Eukaryota; Metazoa; Nematoda; Chromadorea; Rhabditida; Gongylonematidae. The record is from the annotation of a GenBank genome assembly.
AUGCAUGACUGCCGAGGAGAUGGCGUACGCCGAUCAGGCGGUAGCUACAAACCGAAGGAAUGCUUCCUGCAGCAAAUAAGGCUAUCAGUUGGACACUUCAUGAGAAAAGUGGCGGAAAAGGUGGAUACAAAUAGCCAGUAUUUUCCUGACGUGACAAAAACCACGAGGGCCAAUCGAACAGCAUUGCAUUUUGCUGUGGAGCGUUGGAAUAAUAAUGCUGAUCAGGAUAUGCAGCGACUUUGUUGUAUUCAGCAGCUUAUUUCGCUAGGUGUGCCGCUGGACACGCGGGAUUGCAACGGAAUGACAGCACUCCAUCUUGCUGCCUUGGCAACACGUGGACAGGCCCCAAUCUCGGACAGCAAAGUGCUCGCUGCACUGCAAAUGAAGAAAUCAAACGUGGUUAUUACUAUUUCAAUAAUUCGUUGA